Molecule: messenger RNA, 1549 nt
Organism: Arabidopsis lyrata subsp. lyrata
Lineage: Eukaryota; Viridiplantae; Streptophyta; Magnoliopsida; Brassicales; Brassicaceae
Exons: 9
Coding region: 342-1376 (344 amino acids)
Biological process (GO): regulation of transcription by RNA polymerase II
Cellular component (GO): nucleus
Molecular function (GO): DNA-binding transcription factor activity, RNA polymerase II-specific; protein dimerization activity; RNA polymerase II cis-regulatory region sequence-specific DNA binding
Source: RefSeq, a predicted model, not a curated record
CAACAAUUUUUAUCAUGGUCACCAGAAAAUAAAUAGAGAAGAAAGCGCUUGUCACUUUUUUCAGCAAAACCUUAACCUGAGAAAAUUUUGCUCUGCGGCUCAAACGAUGUUAGUGACAAAGUGACUGUUGAAUCAAAUCUCAUUUUGUUGUUGGCUUUAAUUUGUUCAAAUUUCCGAUCUCGACACAGUUUUAUUUCGUUUUAAGGAUCAUCACAACGAUCGAUUUUGUUUCUCGACCUUUGUUCGUCUGUUUCUCUGUUUGAAAAAAAAAAGAAGGGUUUUUAGGGUUUAAGCAAAAAUGUGAUCCGUGAUUUUGCUUGCUUUGUUGCAGAUUUCCGGUGAUGGGUUUCAGAUCGGUUUAUCAAUCUCUCACCGAGUUAUUUCCACAGAUUGAUCCAAAGAUUCUAAGAGGUGUUGCAAUUGAGCACCAACAUGAUGCUGAUGAAGCUGCUUCUCUUGUUAUUUCUGAGAUUUUUCCUUUCUCUUCCCCAAAUUCCACUCAACCCCGCAACAAGAACAAGACCAAGAUCUCUGAUAAUCCCCCUAACUUGAAAGAAGGUGACGAUGGGAGUUUGUCUCUGUCUCAAUGGCUUCAACCAUCUAAGCUUCCACAUAGUUACCUUGCUUUGCUCAACGAAGAAUCUACACCUGAUGUCAAACCUCCUCCCGAUUACGUCGUUGAGAAAGUGGUUCUGCCUAGUCGUGGCUCUGCAGCUGGUGUAGGAGGAGGAAUCCGAACCAUGUACUCUUCUGAUAACAUUGGUGGUUCUUCCUUGGUGAAACCUUCUAUUCGUGUACAAAGCCGCACCAACUAUGAGCUCUCUGGAAGCAGCAGUAAGGCUCAUGUGGGUAGACGAUCCUCUCGCAAGUCUGCGCAGCCAUGGUCCCCAGACUACUCUCAGAAGCUGAGAAGUUGGAAAAAACGGAACAACAACCGUGACUUCUCACAGCUCUUUGGCAAUGACAGAGAUGUACCCUCGAAGAAAUCCAACAAAAACAAGUACAGAUGUUAUACCAAUGAGCGUGAGCGCAGGCAGAGAAUUGACGAUAACAUCAAGGCAUUAGGGAAAUUGCUCCCACAUAAAGUUGAGGGGGAUAGCCCUGGAUUGACACUGAAUGCCAUUGUUGAUCAUGUUAAGCUACUGCAGCUACAGAUGAAGGAAUUAAGUCGAAGCAGGCUGGGAGAACCAGUAUCUCAUCCUAUGACAUUCAUUGAGGGAUACGGUCACUACAUACAUCACGAGCAGACGGUGACAAAAUCUCUGGAGGAAGUAAUGGAAGAUAUGCUUACAAAUGACUUGGAUGCUGCGGCUAACUUGUUGGAGAGCAAAGGACUAUACUUAAUGCCUUUGUCCUCAGUCCAAGGCUCCUGCUGAUGAGUAAUCAACACACAUGCCUCUUCUAAUCUGCAAAUCCCAAACACAUGGAAUCAAAAACAAAGUAAAAAACCUUUACACCAAUCUUAUGUUUAGUAUAACAACUAGGAGAUGGAAUCUUUUUGUCUAAUGAGAGUAUCAGAUAACUUCUUAUCAUGUGAUAUCUUGUGAUA